Messenger RNA from Manis javanica (Malayan pangolin), 4070 nucleotides. The record is from RefSeq and is a predicted model, not a curated record. NCBI's taxonomy places the organism in Eukaryota, Metazoa, Chordata, Mammalia, Pholidota, Manidae.
UGCACCGGCAGUCCGCGGGAAACCAAAAUGGCGAAGGGCUGUAGUGAAGUGGGCUCUGUUUGAGGCCGGUAUAAGAACGCUCACUUUACCCCCAACCCUCAUCCCCAGGACCUCUGUGCGUUUGUAUGUGCGGGGUGUCCGGUGGGGCGGGUGCCCAGUAAGAGAUCGAACUCGAAGGGGAGGCGCCCACGGGGACGUGAUUGGUUGUUUUUUCCUGUAUGAAGCGGCUGGCACCACUGAAGUGACCGAAUGAGAGACUCCACAGGAGCAGGAAAUUCACUGGUCCACAAGCGGUCUCCUUUACGUCGAAACCAAAAGACCCCAACAUCCUUGACCAAGCUGUCUUUACAGGAUGGACAUAAAGUCAAAAAGCCAGCAUGUAAAUUUGAAGAGGGUCAGGAUGUCCUAGCUAGAUGGUCAGAUGGCUUGUUUUAUCUUGGAACUAUCAAAAAGAUAAACAUAUUGAAACAGAGCUGCUUCAUCAUAUUUGAAGACAGUUCUAAAUCCUGGGUUCUCUGGAAGGACAUUCAAACAGGAGCCUCUGGAAGUGGGGAAAUGGUCUGUACAAUAUGUCAAGAAGAGUAUUCAGAAGCUCCCAAUGAAAUGGUUAUAUGUGAUAAGUGUGGCCAAGGUUAUCACCAGUUGUGUCACACACCUCAUAUUGAUUCCAGUGUGAUUGACUCAGACGAGAAAUGGCUCUGUCGGCAGUGUGUUUUUGCAACGACAACCAAGAGGGGUGGUGCGCUUAAAAAAGGACCAAAUGCCAAAGCAUUGCAAGUCAUGAAGCAGACGUUACCCUAUAGCGUCGCAGACCUUGAAUGGGAUGCAGGUCAUAAAACCAACAUCCAGCAAUGUUACUGCUACUGUGGAGGCCCUGGAGACUGGUAUUUAAAGAUGCUACAAUGCUGCAAAUGUAAGCAGUGGUUUCAUGAGGCUUGUGUGCAAUGCCUUCAAAAGCCAAUGCUAUUUGGAGACAGGUUUUAUACAUUUAUUUGCUCUGUCUGCAGUUCUGGACCAGAAUACCUCAAACGUCUACCAUUACAGUGGGUAGAUAUAGCACACCUAUGCCUUUACAACCUAAGUGUUAUUCACAAAAAGAAAUACUUUGAUUCUGAACUUGAACUUAUGACAUACAUUAAUGAAAACUGGGAUAGAUUGCAUCCUGGAGAGCUGGCAGACACACCAAAAUCUGAAAGAUAUGAGCAUGUUCUGGAGGCAUUAAAUGAUUACAAGACCAUGUUUAUGUCUGGGAAAGAAAUAAAGAAGAAGAAGCAUUUGUUUGGGUUGCGAAUUCGUGUUCCUCCUGUGCCACCAAAUGUGGCUUUCAAAGCAGAGAAAGAACCUGAAGGAACAUCCCAUGAAUUUAAAAUUAAAGGCAGAAAGGCAUCCAAACCUAUAUCUGAUUCAAGGGAAGUAAGCAAUGGCAUAGAAAAAAAAGGAAAAAAGAAAUCUGUAGGUCGUCCACCAGGCCCAUAUACAAGAAAAAUGAUUCAGAAAACUGCUGAGCCACCUUUGGAUAAAGAAUCAAUUUCAGAGAAUACUACCUUGGAUUUACCUUGUUCUAUAGGGAGAACUGAGGGAACUGCACAUUCAUCUAAUACCUCAGAUGUGGAUUUCACGGGUGCUUCCAGUGCAAAAGAAACUACCUCGUCUACCAUUCCCAGGCAUUAUGGAUUAUCUGACUCCAGAAAAAGAACUCGUACAGGAAGAUCUUGGCCUGCUGCAAUACCACAUUUACGGAGGAGAAGGGGUCGUCUUCCAAGAAGAGCACUCCAGGCUCAGAACUCAGAAAUUGUAAAAGAUGAUGAAGGCAAAGAAGAUUACCAGUUUGAUGAACUCAACACAGAGAUUUUGAAUAACUUAGCAGAUCAGGAGUUACAACUCAAUCAUCUAAAAAACUCCAUUACCAGUUAUUUUGGUGCUGCAGGUAGAAUAGCAUGUGGUGAAAAAUACCGAGUUUUGGCUCGUCGGGUGACACUUGAUGGAAAGGUGCAGUACCUUGUGGAAUGGGAAGGAGCAACUGCAUCCUGACUGUAGGACUGAACAUUAUGUUCACUGCACUCAUUUUCUGUAGGUACAGUUCAAAGAAAUGUAAAGGAGUCUGACUUUUACUAUCUUUCUUAAAAAAAAAAAAAGUCAAAAAAAUUCACAAAAGGAGAUGAUUCUAGCCUUAACAUGUACCUGUCAAUGUUAUGGAUAUUGUCAUAAAAAGAUAUCUUUUAAAAAUCAGAACAGAGACUUAAUUUUUUAAAUCUUAAGAUUUGUAGAAUGUUUCUAGGAUAGGAUAUUAAAAAUGAUUCAAACCCAUGCAUGGUGUUAGAUACUUUUUCUAAUUACUCGAUUGAGUCAGUUUUUGUGAUUAGUGGUUAUCAGAGCAAACAAAUUAUGUAGAUAGAUAGCACAAGUAUUUGGAAAACACUGUCUGUUUUGUUACCAAAUGUUGGAAAAAUUUAUUUCAAUACCUUUCAGAUUUCAUAAAGUGCAGUGUAUAUAAUGCCUACUAAAAGACUGUAAAAUAUUGAAAUUUUCUUUCAAGCAAAGUGUAAAAAAUAUAUUGAGCCUGUAAAUUGCUCUGUGACUAGACUUCAUUGUCGUCUUAAUAUAUUCUUUGCAUGUACAUAUAUAUACACAUGAGUGUAUAUAUAUGUGUGUGAUUAUGUGACCUAUGCAAUACAGAUUAUGGGAAUGGGCAGCUUUGGAGUAUAUAUCCCAUAAUUCUUUUUCAGGAAUAGUUGCAGUAUUUACACAGCAGCAUUUCUUCUCAGGCUUUUAUUGGGUGCUGUUGCUUGCUAUGUAUGAAGAGAAAUGUGUCAAACAAGUUUAGCGUGUUCUGAAGAAGGGUGUGAACAACAGUGUUCAUGGGCUUUUAGAAUGCUUUUCACUUUCAGUCCUUGUAACUCAGCUGUUCAGUACCUAAAACAAAUUCAAGUAAUAGAAACAUUAUCUCCUACUAGAAGUAACGUUUUCAAGUUUUCAUGGCACAUUAUGAUUGUAAAUGUCUCUUAAUUUUAACAGUAAGUCUAUAGGAGUCCAAUGAAGACUCCUGAAAUGUCUGUAGUAACUGUUAGUCAUGUUGAAUAAGUGUAGUAUGAACAAAGUAUUUUAUUGCACAGGGUUAACAAACAGUAUAUUGCCUGCCAAGGCUACUGCUGUUUUAUUACAACAUUACCUCUUGUUUUUAUAAAAUGUACCAAGAUUUAAAUUGAUAACUUUAUUUUACAUGUAAAAAAAAACUUUCUUUUAUCACCAGUGUUAGAGUUGUCUUCUGUUUCUUUUUGUUUUGUUUUGUUUGUUUUCUUUUUUAGCCAAAGAGUAAACAGAAGAAUAUUCUUAUUUUGGUGGCUGUUCAUUUUACUCUUAAAAGUGAUUGGUGGAUUUUAGCCUAAAAAUUGGGGAAUUUGCCACCAAAAUGAAAAAUAUGUAAAGUGUAGUGAUUGCAGAGCCGUAAAAAUGUGGGUUAGUACUUAUUUAUUCCAUUGAUUGAUUAUUUGACUGUUUAUAAAGAAAGUUGCUUUAUUUCUUUAAACAUCUUCAAAAGAUGACCUUUUCUUGUCACAUUAUAGCCAAAAGAAGCAGAGAACUUUGUAGUCCUGCAUUUGGUUCCUGGGUUGGCCAGGUAUAAAUGAGCUUUACAAAAGUGCAAAUUAAAAACUGUCACUUCUGUUUACCUCCACCAAAACUUGAUUUUCCCCUAGCUAUUAAUUUAAAGUUGCCUUUUCUGCAGCUGCAAUAUUUUGAAUAACACACAGAGUUUGUGUUGAUUUUGAAUGUUUGUUUAUAUCUAGGGGUAAUGGAAAUUGUAAAUCCCGUGUAACCUUAUUCACUCCACUUGUAUCAUAUUAUUUCAUUUUCCCCAAAGUCCUUUAAUUCUAACUGAACACCAGCAGUAUUUUUAGUAUCUCUUUCUUUAGUAUACUUGGAAGAUGGUUUAUUAAGCUGAAGUGUCUUUUAGACGUAAUUAUUGUGAAUGUCUGUUUUAUUUUAUCAUGGUGGUUCACAUGGCUCUGAUGUUCAGUUUGUAUUUUUGGAAUUGCUUUACUUAGAAUUAAAACAGACCAACAUUAAAUGUG